Molecule: messenger RNA, 3204 nt
Organism: Colletotrichum karsti
Lineage: Eukaryota; Fungi; Ascomycota; Sordariomycetes; Glomerellales; Glomerellaceae
Product: GPI ethanolamine phosphate transferase
Exons: 1
Coding region: 1-3204 (1067 amino acids)
Biological process (GO): GPI anchor biosynthetic process
Cellular component (GO): endoplasmic reticulum membrane
Molecular function (GO): mannose-ethanolamine phosphotransferase activity
Source: RefSeq, a predicted model, not a curated record
AUGUCACAGCAACAGAAAACCCCCCGAUCGAAGGCCGCACCGCCGGCGGCCGACUACAAGGCCAUUGCCGAGCAAUUCGCGCGUGCAAAGCGACAGAAGGAGCUGGAGGAGGCCAGCCGGACACCCGGGGAGAUACAGGCUGAGAAGGAGAGGGUGGCCCUGCUGGAGAAGCAACGCGAGGUCUUCGAGGCCCGACGCAAGGACGCGUACGAGCGUAGGUGGUGGUGGACGGUCGGCUUCUGGACGUGGAUGCUGGUUCUGCAUGCCGUCGGCCUCACUUUCUUCACCAGUGGUUUCCUCUUGACGAGGAUGGUGCUGGAUGAGAAGUCGAACUGCACUGCCCCGCCGCUGGACCUGUCGUCGAGCUGGAAGGGCCAGGGCACCGUAGAGGGCGGCUGCUGGCAUCCCAAGUCGUUUGACAAGACCGUUGUCAUCCUCAUUGAUGCGCUUCGGUACGAUUUUACGGUUCCCGUCGAGGACAACGAGCCGUUCCACAACGCGUUUCCGUUCUUGCAUGAGACGGCCGUCAAGUCCCCUGAGCAUGCCUUCCUGCGCCCUUUCAUCGCCGACCCGCCGACAGCUACGCUUCAGCGGUUGAAGGGCUUGACAACUGGCACGCUCCCGACGUUCAUCGAUAUUGGUAGCAGCUUUGGUGGCACUGCUAUUGAUGAAGACAACCUGCUCAUGCAGCUGAAAGACGCCGGAAAGAAGAUUGUGCACCUGGGAGACGAUACUUGGUUGUCUUUGUUUCCUGGUUAUUUCGAGGCCAACGCGAGCAAGGCAUACGACAGCUUCAAUGUUUGGGAUCUCCACACGGUGGACAACGGUGUCAUGGACCACAUCUUCCCACUUCUCAAGAAGGAAGAGAAGGGCAAGUGGGAUCUGCUGAUUGGCCAUUUGCUUGGCGUCGACCACGCUGGCCACCGGUAUGGACCGAACCACGCAGCAAUGACGGCCAAGCUCCAGCAAAUGGAUGUCUUCAUCCGCCAACUUGCUUCCGAGAUCGACGACGACACUCUCCUUGUUGUCAUGGGCGACCAUGGCAUGGACAGCAAGGGUGACCACGGCGGCGAGAGUGAUGACGAGGUCGAGGCAGCGCUCUGGAUGUACUCGAAGCGUCCGUUCUUCGGUCGCACCAAGCCUGAAUACAAGGUGCCUCCCAGCAUGGCCAAGAUUCGACCUGUCAACCAAAUCGAUCUCGUCCCAACUCUUGCGCUGCUCAUGGGCAUUCCUAUUCCAUACAACAACCUGGGAGGACCCAUCGAGGAGGCAUUCGCCGGAAAGAAGGGUAACGCCUGGAACAACCUCGCAACUGUGUCGCGGAUGACUGCCGCCGGCAUUCAGCGGUACCAGGACUCGUACUUUGAGGCCCGUGGCAUUGAUCAGUCCAAGAGCGCCACGGCAGGCCACGUAUCUCAUCUGUGGAGGAAGGCCGAACGCUCCUGGCAGUGGAAGCAGAACCAGGAGGCGUACGGUUUCUACAACAUGUUCCAAGAGGAGACUCUACGCAUCUGCAAGGACCUCUGGGCUCGCUUCGACGUGCCCAGAAUGGUCACUGGUAUUGUUGUGAUGGCUGCUGGUGUUGUGACCCUUCUCGUCUAUGCUUCCCGUGACGAGGAGGAGGACUUCGCGGUUCUCGACGAUCUUGAGCUCGACUUGGCCGAGAAGAAGCUGGAACUUCAGGGGAUCAAGCCCGAUUCUGCUCCCUCCUACAAGACCAUACACCAAAAGAUCUUCGUGGCUGCUAUUCUCGGCGCUGUCCCCGGUGCGGUUGCCGGCACGGGCUACUCCAUCUUCACGACUCCUGACGACCUCAUCUACGCCAUUGCCGGUGCUGCAUUCACCAGUGCCAUUGGAGUGCUGUUUUCGUUGUCUGGCUUUGGCAAGACUAUUCUCAACCUCAUGCCAAACAACAUCUGGGGGUGGCUGGCUGUCAUCUUCACCUUGAGCCAGUCGAUCGGCUUCGCAUCCAACUCUUACACCAUUUGGGAGGACUCAAUCCUUCUGUUCUUCAUCACAACUUUUGGCGUGGUGAACGUCUUCGCUGCGUUCUCCGUACCUACGAUGAGGGAGCGAACCCUCGCAAUCUACCACUCCGUUCUCUUUGUUGUCUUGGGCAGAGUUGCCUCCUUCUCGAAGCUCUGUCGCGAGGAGCAGAUGCCAUACUGCACCUCGACCUACUACGCCUCCGCUACCUCCUCGACCUCUGCUACGUGGCAGCUCAUCAUUCCAUUCGCGGUCGCGCUCAUUUUGCCGUCGAUCAUUAAGUCGUUCCUCCUGCCUUCGCGGUCUUGGGAGGGCCUCGCACCCGCCUGGAUCGGAUACGUGUACCGUAUCGGCCUCUUCAUGUCGGCCACCUACUGGGUCUUAGACGCUGCCGACAACGGCGAGUGGUUCCCCAGCCUGCCGUCCCAGACUCUUAAGACUGCGGGAGUGUAUCUCGCCCAGGUCGUCUUGGCUUUGGUAUUUGUUGCCGGAACGACUGCGUUCGUCUGGGCACCGCCUUUAGUCACGAUCCUGACGACACCGGCCAAGAAUGGCAACACUCAGAUCACGGUUCUGGGCUAUGGCAACGCCAACGGAGCCAGGUAUCUGCUUUUGCCGAUGAAUAUUGUGGGUGCCUGCAUCCUUUUGUCGAAGCCCAUGGGAGGCGGUGCUUUGGCUCUCUUGUUCUGGCAGAUCAUGUCGUUGGUGGAGAUUCUUGACCUCAACUCUCUGACGACGGAGGCCAUUGGCCCAGUCAUGCUGGGUGUCCUCGGCAACUUUGGUUACUUCAAGACGGGCCACCAGGCCGCUCUGAGCAGCAUCCAGUGGGAUAGCGCCUUCAUUCCCCUCUUCUCGAUCCGCUACCCCUGGACUCCGAUCGUCGUCGCUCUCAACACCUUCGCCGGCCAGAUUAUUUCAGUCGUGGCCAUUCCGCUCAUCGUUGUCUGGAAGGUCGGUCCUAAGAGGAAGGGCGUUCUCGAGAGCGUCAGCCGAGCACUAGGCAUCUUCAUCGCCUACUUUGCUGUUGAGUCCCUCGCAACCAUGGCGUGGGCUGGCUGGCUGAGGAGACACCUCAUGCUGUACAGAGUGUUUAGCCCCCGCUGGAUGAUGGCUUCGGCGGUGCUCCUUAUCGUGGAUCUGGUUGCGCUCGUCAUCACACUCAUCGGAGUCAGGUCCAAUACCCUGGCCGUGAGCGAGGUUUUUGGAUGGACCGAUUAA